Messenger RNA from Drosophila willistoni, 778 nucleotides. Its product is annotated as natterin-1. The record is from RefSeq and is a predicted model, not a curated record. Bases 55 to 486 code for a protein of 143 amino acids. Lineage: Eukaryota; Metazoa; Arthropoda; Insecta; Diptera; Drosophilidae. The transcript has 2 exons.
UCAGUAGUAAUUUUGAUAUUGAGCUGAACAGUCGUAGCAGUUGAAUUGCUAAUAAUGGGUGAAUGGGUGCACUCGUCAGUUAAUUCUCCUUUACCCCCUAACGCCUUUCUUGCUGGAAGGGAUAGUGAUGGAUCAGAUAUGUAUGUGGGUCGUAUUGUUUAUGAGGGUGAAAUAGUGCCCGCCAAGUUAAUUCCCCGCAGAAGGGAGGCCUAUAUGACCUGGGAGGGAGUUGAAUAUCUGAUUCAACGCUUCGAGGUGCUGGUUGGUCAAGACUAUGAUUGGAUUGCAAGCGGUGAUGGUCUAGUUCCACAUAAUGCAAUUUCCACCGGUAGAGAUAGUAGAGGGCAACCUAUUUAUGUUGGCCGUGCUGUCUAUAAAGAUACGGUUACUGUGGGAAAAGUGCAACCAUUGCGUGGCUGCCUACUUUUGGGAUACAACGGCGAUGAGAUUGACAUUCAGGCAUAUGAGGUGCUGGUGAGCACUUAAAAUAGAAUAAUAUUCUUGUAAAUCACAUUAACUAAGUGCAGAAAUUUACUCAUUCCAUUUAAUAUACACAUAUGUAAAUAUAUAAUCAAGUGUAUCACAGAAAUCGAUAACAACCAAAAACCAACCCUAAAGCAAAUGUUAUUGUGUCAGAAAUGUAGUUUGUCAGUUUUAAAAUCUGUCAGCUUUCCCUCCAACAUUCGGAUAAUAUUGCAGUUGCUGCAAAAUUGAUAUAAAAGGAAACAUUGCUAAAAUAAACUUUGAUAAAUUUUGCAUAGAUCUGCAUUGAAACGAA